CGGAACUAAGAGUCAAGGCAGCAAAUGCGCAGUGUGUGAAGGUCGAGUCGCCUUUUUAUUUGAUGAUAAUAUUUUUUUCUUGUUUCCAUCGAUGCCUCGACGAAGAGGCCAUUAGAAACAUCACUAGGGGAGCCAGUCUUGGGGUUCGGAAGCCACCUGCUCCACUCAUGAAGACUGUGGGGUACUAGUCAAUACUGUAUGUGCUCUGUGUGAGAGGUAGACAGCAAUAUUGCCAGCUGUUCUCACCAUGGAGCCACCUGCCAGAUAUCUAAGGGUGCUGUUUUGGGGACUGUGGAUGGUGGUAGGCCUGAUCCCUAGAUGUCUCGCAGACGUGGUUGUCAUCUCCACCGAAACAAACAAAACCGUCACUGCCAUUGCAGAUCUUCCAGCUUUUUUUGGGCCUCCUCUACCUCUCUCAGGUUUUAAGGGAUAUGUGAAUUAUGUCUCACCGCCUGAUGCUUGCACCGUGGUGAAGCCUCCACCACAAGAAUACGCAGGUCUUUGGAUUGCUCUUGUGCGAAGAUUCAACUGCUCAUUUGUUGACAAGGUUAUAAAUGCCCAACAUGCAGGAUAUGCAGCUGUCAUAGUUCAUAAUGUUGGAUCUAAUUCUUUGCAACCCAUGAGUGCUGACCACAGAGCAGAAGAGGUGGUUGUGCCGUCAGUGUUCAUUGGCCAGGAUGACGCUAUUAUGAUCAUAGAGAACUACCUGUAUGAUCAAGGGUACACCUUGGAGAUAACUGAUGACCUGCCUUUCAACCUGCAAAACUACCUGGUUCCCUUUGCCAUUACCAUAGGAAUUUGCUUUAUAGUAAUGCUCACUUUUAUGAUUGUCAAGUGUGUGCGUGAUUACCGUCGCUCUCGUCGUCACCGCCUCUCGUCCAGAGCCCUAAAAAAGCUGCCUGUGCACAAGUUCAAGAAAGGCGAUCCAUAUGAGUGCUGUGCUGUCUGCCUGGAGGAUUAUGUUGACAACGACAAACUCCGCAUAUUGCCUUGUUCUCAUGCUUACCACACCAAGUGCAUUGACCCGUGGCUGACCAAGAACCGCCGAGUCUGCCCAGUCUGCAAAAGAAAGGUUUUCACAGGAGAUGAAAGGCCAUCAGACCUGGAGAGUGACUCGGAGGAUGAAAGUAGUCCUCUUAUAAACUCUGAUGGAGGCACACAGGGAGGAACUUUCAAUCAACAGAGGGAAAAUCCAUUCCAAGAAGCUGAACGCCUGGCAGAGGAAAGGCGUCGACAGCGAAGAAGGAGAAGAGCCAGUUCCCGCAACAUAGAGUGUGGACCGGAGGGUUAUCAGCGGCUGGCAGAGUCAACGGAUGAAGAUGACGAAGAAUACCAGGAAGAUGAAGUAGAAGGUGCUAGAGCAGAUGAAGAACAAAAUAUGGUCGAUAGAAAAAGAGUUGGAGCCAAGAGGGGGGAGGAGAACGAGAGUGGAGAGGAUGACCGUAUGGAGUCACCGCAUGAACCUCCUAAUGUUAGUGUUAUUGUUCAUGGUGCAGGACGACCCUCAGGACACACAGAUACAACAAGCCUAGCAAGCAACCACAGUGCAACGUCCCAAGGCAGUCCCCCAGGUCCUGUGCAGAUUGCAGUUGAUGUGGUCAAUUGCAACCCUGCUGCCACCUCACUGCCAACACAACCUCCCCAUGUGCCGGAAGAUGCUGGUUCUGAACGAGAUUAUGUUGUCUGAAUCUGUUUCUUUUUUUGAGGAUCAUUAAUUCUUGUAUUUUCUUGAUAUGCAUUUUCUUGUGCAUAAUCAGCAGCAACAAGAUUAGUAGUAUUAACAAUGGAGACAUCCUUUUCUUUUCUUUUUCUUUCAUUUAAUCUAGUUAUUCAUAGAUAAGGAUAUUCAGAUGAGGCCCUACUGAUUAAGGAAAUGCCUGUGCGCGAGGCAUUGGUGCUCUUUUGUUUUCCACAUCAUAUAUUAAUGGAAAUUGGAGGUAUAUAAUGUGUUUUCAUAUCAUCAUGGCAUAGUAAUUGAAGGCUACAUCAUUUUUCUCAAAUUAAAGAAAAAUUUUACACUCACGUUGGUCCAUUUUUCAAGGGAACAUGCAGAUCUCAAAUGAGUGCAGUGCGAGUAUCUGCUGUGCGUUUUCUUCGUUGUCAUUUUGAAAGGGAUUGAAAAGGUGAAAAUAACAAGGGUUUAAGGCAUAUCUCCUUGUUGCCAUGGAUAAGUGAGCUUUUCAUUGUCAAAAGUAAUUGUGAUGUGAACAGAUGUGUAUUUGUUUUUGUUGGUUGUGUCAGGUCAUUUAAUUACCUGUCUCUCAUCAAAUGGAAGUUUUAAUUAGGGCUAACUGUAGUCAUCCUGUCAUAUCUUCCAAUACACUGUGUCUCAAACUAAAGUGAUAUAUAAUGUAGAUGAACCGAGUAAUACAUAGAAAUUAAUCCAUAUUUUCUCUAUACUCCGAGUCUAACGAUUAGACCCAGUUAUCCAAAUGUAUUCAUAUACUGAUACGUAGAAUUGCAAAUCCUUAUUUCUGUCCAAUUGAAGUUAUAGAUUUUGAACAGAAAAGUCAAUGCAGAGUUGACUUUUUUUUUUUAUACACAAUUAAGAUUAUACAUUUUUGUUAUGUGACAUUAUAUCAUUAAUGUUGUCAUUAUUAUUAUUAUUAUCAUUAUUAUUAUUAUUAUUAUCAUAAUCAUAAAAGUGUAUUUAUUGAAGAACUUGUUGAAGUUUCUAUUUCCACCAGAUUUUUGCAGUAGGUUACCUCUAAAGAUUUUAUUGCAAAAAGUAAAAUCAGUAUUAAUGGACUGUGUUCCAUUUUACAAAAUUUUCUGAGUAGACAUGAACCACAGAUCAAAAUUUCUAAAUGUGACCAAAGCUUAAUGUAUCUAUAAUUUUAUUACUACUGUUUGGCAAAAUGCAGAUAUUCCCAGCUUUAUUUGUGAUCAUUAUUAUAAUAAUUAUCAGUAUUGUUACUUUUUUUUUGUUUUGUUUUUCUCUCUCUCUCAUCUUUUCUUUUUUCUCUCUUUUGAGGUUGGAUUCUUUUCGAAAGAAUCCCACGAAGAUAUUUUUUUUGUCUUUCUCCUUAGCCAAAGUAACGAAGUGAGAUAGGGUUCACUCACAUAGUAUUUACUUGAGAUUUUUGUUUUUAGAUUUAUGUGUGGAUGAUGAUCUCGAAAUGUCUAAAAUAAUGAAAUCAAGAUGAUUUUCUUCAUGUAAAGAUGUAAAAAAUAAUGUAUAUAGUGGAAAAAAAGGAAGAAAAAAAAAGAUCUUAAUACUUGUUUAAGUAAAUUUUCGGAGUUUGGUGUUGAAUGUAAAUAUGUUUAGAUCAUGUAUUUGUAGUGUAUGGAAGAGGUUGUAAUACUUGAGUCCAGUACAUGUUGUGAUUUUUUUUUUUCUUUUUUUUCCUCCCUUUUUUUAUGUAUUAUCCACUUUAUUUCCUCUUUUCUGUAUAACAUAAGCAGCUCAUUUGUGAACAGAAAGCCACUACAUUCUUGUUUUCUCCGUAAACGUGCAGUGUUGAGGUUCACGGACACCAUAGCAAAUAUUUCAUGACUGUUACUUCAAGAAAGUCGAGAGCUGGAACCUUAGGAUAGGGAAUUCCUUCAUGUGCUUGUUAUUUGUGUAAGUAUUCAGAUAUGCAUUAAACUACAACCAAAUAGGAAUUUAUAUUCUUCAUGAUGAGUAAUUCUAAGAUUUGUUAAGAAGGAUUUGAAUGCUGAAGUAUUGCUGAAUUAUACAUUUAAGAAAGAAGGUAAAGCAGGUAUGUAAUUUUGUCUAUGUACACUGCAGUUUCUAAUUGAGCAUAUAAUAUUGUGUUUUCUAAUUGGUAUUUUUGUACUGAACUACUCUGUUAAUCAGAUGUGUAUGAACUAUAGAUUUAAGACAGUAUUCUGUGACAGUCCAUUAUUUUAGAUUUAAACUGAACAGUUUGAAGCUUUAGAUAUGAAAUUAUAAUGUUAUAUGCAUAUAGUACAUCUGGUGUGAUAUGUAAUAAUGUAGAUAUAACUUCAUAUUGAUAAAUAUGUUUACAUAGUUCAUAUACCAGUGUCAUAACCCCACUAUUCAAAAUCUCUGUAUUGUAGUUCAUGUUUAGGUUUCUGUGUUUGAUUUUUUGUCAAAGUUGCUGGCUUCACAUUCAUUAAAAAGAAAUCAAGAAUUUUAGUCAUUUUUUCUAUAAAUUUUCUGAACUACAUAAUUGAGAAGCCAUAGUAAUAAUUAAGUUAUAUUUUCUUUUAAGAAAUGGAAUACAGAUGUUUCCUGUUUUUCUCACACAUUUGCAAACAAAAAUUAUAUAGUUUCGCUGUUCAGCAGUCGAAUGAGGAUGGAAAGAUUGAAUCAUUUAUAUUUAUUGGUAUCUUUUGGGUGUUUAAACUCCUAAUUGAAACAGAAAGUAAAAGUAAAAGGAAAAUUUCCAGUCAACUAGUCAGUCUGUAUUGAAAUAAGUAUUCAUAAGAUAAAGGAAAUAGAGAGGCAUUACGCAUCUUGAAGUCAAGCAGUAGACUCCAAUCCUCUCUGUCUUUUGUUUUAAAAUGUCUUUUUUUCUCUCUCUCUUUCUUUCUCCUUCUUUUUGUUUUUAAGCUCCUCUUUGUAUUUACUGACAUUUACAUCAAGUUAAAGGAUUAACUCAAGACACUUGUGGAAGGAUGGGGGGUUGUAACCUCAUUAUUUGUCACAUAGCAGAGUCAGGCAGUUAUGAAGGUAUUUAACAAUAUAAUGUGGGGAAAACUCAUUCAUAAUAUGUUGCCAUGAUUUAUGACGAAUAGUUCUUAUUAGUGUUAGAGAUGUAAAAGCACCUUUAGAGUCCUAUUGAUUAUUGUAAACGGAAAAGAAGUGUGAGGAGUCUGCUGCUCUUUGUCAUAUCUUCGAUUAUUUCUAUAAAACCGUCUUGCCAGGCAUAUACUACAUUUUCUUUUUUGUGAAGCCUUCCUGUACUAAUCCAGUCUGUCUUUCCUUUCUGAAUGCUUUAGUAUUCCAAUCAUGAAACUUCUUUUUAAGCUUGGAAAUUAUGUUACUCUGAGACAUAUAUAUUGUGCAAAUUUUAUUAUUAUAUAUAUAUAUAGAAUAAAGUAAAUUUCUUUUAUUAA
Molecule: messenger RNA, 5028 nt
Organism: Penaeus chinensis
Lineage: Eukaryota; Metazoa; Arthropoda; Malacostraca; Decapoda; Penaeidae
Product: E3 ubiquitin-protein ligase RNF13-like
Exons: 11
Coding region: 248-1687 (479 amino acids)
Cellular component (GO): cytoplasm; nucleoplasm
Source: RefSeq, a predicted model, not a curated record